Molecule: messenger RNA, 729 nt
Organism: Drosophila eugracilis
Lineage: Eukaryota; Metazoa; Arthropoda; Insecta; Diptera; Drosophilidae
Exons: 1
Coding region: 1-729 (242 amino acids)
Source: RefSeq, a predicted model, not a curated record
AUGCCGAAUAAUAAGAAUAAUUUGGUAAUGGUGCUCAUUCCGGUUUCCACAAUCGUGGGCAUCGACAUCGAAUGGAAAAAGCCGAAGACCUUCGUGAGCGCCGCCGAAGAGAAAAGGUGGAUGCAGAAGUCCCGCAAGGAGGCAAUGGAAAUCAAGAUGGAUCUGGAGAUUGGACGGUUGACACCGCAGGACUUGCCCGGCAGACUUAUCUUGAAGCCAAGAACAGCUAAACUUCCAAAAGGCGAGGCCAAUAGGUUUAAAACGGAGUUGGUUGAGCGAGAGGCUGCUCUCUACGCAGAACGCGAUCUCGUCAACCUGUUUGUGCGGCUGGUGAAAUUUUUAAGAUCUUGGGAACCGGAACAGGUUCACAGGAUCCUUGGUCAUAUUAAGAGGAUGAAACUGUCCAGAUUGAUGCUACUGCGCAAUCCUGACUGCGUUCACAAGUUACGAGAUCUUCGUGACUUUGGUGGCGAUGUGGAGGGGUUCAAAGAAGAAGACAUGGCCAUUCGCGAGAAGGCCACCGCACUAUACGACCAUUUCAAGAAAGUUUUCAAUGCGGAGCCAGGCUCUGAUGACGAGUUCUUUGAGGACUUUUUAAAACAAGUCGAUGUCUUUAAGUCCGUCACGAAAGAUAUGAAAAAGAUAUUUUGCACCACGUUGAGCGAGAAGGGCUACCAACGCCUUCUGGACACUAUGGACGCGGCGGCUAAUUCUGACAAUAAUGAAUAA